GGAAGCACUAUAGCGGCGGCACCCAUAGAGGAAGUGGGCACGCGGCUGGGUGCUGGGCUCCGCGUCUCCCGGGGACUGAGCUCCGCGCCCGCCACCGGCCGCAGUUCCCGGCCCCCCGCGCCUGUGUGGCUGCUGACCCGGCACCCCUGCUAGUCACAAGCUCAUGGGAGACGCUAAAGCCACCACCAUGGAUUCUCAGGUCAGCAACGGCCCGGGCCUCUGGGACACGCCUGUCACCAACCUGCUGGUGUUCAGCUUCCUGCAGAACUGCUGCGACGGCGAUGGCUUCCACCAGGAGCUGGAGACGCUGCGCGCUGAGCUGCCCCAUCCCAUGUUCCUGCCCGGGUUUCAGUACGAGGGUCUUCGGCCUGCAGGGCCAAAGUUGCCUCAGGGGGCCAUUGGGGUGCUCCCUUACCGGCUGGAGGUCUCUGAUGACGAGCUGCAGACGGACGGCAGCCGCUUCAGCCUCGGCCCUGGGGUCGAAGAGCAGGCAGACUCCGAGAGCCAGGAGGAGGCCAUCCAGGCCAUCGCCCGGCGCCUGGCGGACAUCGGGGACAGCAUGGACCGCAGGAUCCCCCCGGCACUGGUGGAGCGUCUGGCUGCACAGUUCAGGGACGGGCACCUGUCUGAGGGGGAGAGGGCAGCGCGGCUGGCCGAGGCUCUGGACCAGGCCAUGCAUGCGGGCCCCCGGGAGCUAGACGUGGAGCGGCUGACGCUGACGCUGGCCUUGCUGCUGGCCAGGAGGGUGGCAGCCCACGCCCCCUCUCUGCUGGGCACCAUCUUCCGCACCACCGUCCGUUUCAUUAACCAGAACCUGCUCGCCUACGUGCACAACCUCGUCCAAGAUGAGAUGGACUGAGCGGCCGACGGCAGCAGCGUGACUUAACACUUGCCAAGGUAGUUACGGCAGACAGCUGUUGAACAGGGAGCCUUGGCUAUCCAGAGUUCUUUGAGAAGAUGGGCACAAAAAAGCUCACCACUUACCCAUCACUGCUGGUGAAGGUGAUGUUGGGAGCUGGUGCUCCAUUAGGAUCUUCUACCUUUGUGUACUUGAGUCAAAAGACACACUGUGCCUUUAUCGGAGCUGUCCAGGUACCUACUUGAAAAUUAAAAGCUGUGAUUUUCAUGCUUGAGGCACCAAAGGCCAUCAGUUUAAUCCCCAGCACCACCAUAAACCAGAACUGAGCAGUACUCUGGGGAAAAAGAAAGAUGUGUUUCAACCAGAAAAAAAAAUAUCAGUUUUUUUCUUUUUCAGGUGCAGCCUUGGGGAAAUUUUCUAGCUGGUGAUACUGAGCUUGAGGUUAAGGACUGGCGAUGGGGCACACAUAUGCUUACCCCUUAGGAACAAAAGUAACAGCCUUUCUGUUUAAAAACCAGAUGGCAGGGCCAGUGAAAUAGCUCGCUUGGAUGGUGCACUGCUCUGUGGUGUGUGUGUGACCCAGGUUCAAGCCUGGCCUCCACUGCAUUGGGGGAAGCUUUGGUGUUGUCUCUCUCUCUUUCUGCCUUAACUGUCUCUUAAAGACCAGCCCUCUAAAACCUGACCUCCUCCACCUUGGUUCCCCUCUCCUAUUCUGUCCUUUAUAUUCCUCACCUUCUGAGACCAGCCAGAAGAGCCCCAGACAGACAGGUGGCAAUGAGUGAGGACCCAGGCCAUCUUUACUUCCUGAAACCCAGUUCCUUUCCCUCUCUCUCUCUCUCUCUCUCUCUCUCUCUCUCGAAGUUGAAGUGAUGAUAAAAAAAUAUGUCGAGCUGACAGAGAACUGGAAGCUCUGAGGCAGGGUGAGGAACUCAGGGUUCUGUUUUUCAGCCAAGCCCCCUCAGCUCCUGUCUAAGAAGCCCCCUCCUCUGCACCUCCAGAGAACAGGUUUCCAGGUGGAGAGGAUGAAGGAAGCCUAGCUCUCUAUUUAUUGUAUGUGUGUGUGUGUGCUGCACAAAGCUGUCAGCAGACUGGGUCUCUGUUUUCCUUCUCCCUUCAGUGUCAGAAAGGAGAGACACCACAGCACUGCUCCACCACUGAAGGAGCUUCCCAUUUUGCUUGGUGCUCCCAUGUUGUGGUCACAGGCCUGAAACCCGGUCCUCACACCUGGUAGAGUGUGCUUAAACCCCCCCCCCAAAUCCCCGCCAACAGUUGUGGGCUGUUGUUCCUAGGGACACAAUCCAAGUAAUAAUGAAACAGGCCACUCAGGGACUGUCAGCACCAGCCAGGGCAAGUUGGCAUUUACCGACUGCGCCAACUCCUGUCACCAGUGAUAGGCCGUUCCUGUCAUCCUGAUAAGAAGUGACAGCACGGCCCAAGAGAGAGCUCCACACCAGAGCAUGGAACCUGUGUGCCUGAGGUCUUGGGGGACCCAGCCUCAGUCUUCAGCACCAGCCCAUGCUAGACCUGUGCGGUGUGUUGGGCUCUCAUUAGAUUACAUCUUCAAAAACUCAAAAAUAUACACACUGGUCAUAAGAGCACAGUGACGUCAUCUUCACACACACACCCCUUACAGCAGUGUUCUUGGUCCCCUCAACACAAUGCCAGGAGGACAGAGUAAGAGUAGUGAAGUAGGAAGGAACAAACAGCUGUUACCCAAAACACGCUUCUGUCUCUUAAGUUCAAAUUCAUCACCACAGAGAAGGACUCUCCGGGGCUCAGUGCUGAGUUUGCACAGUGUCAGGGCUAGGGGUCUAACUCUCCUCUGUGCUGUGGCGCUAUCCCACACUUGGCUGUUGGCUUUCUAUUUUCUGCACCACCACUGGGGACUAAGACUUCUUGCUUUCAGGUCCUGGAACUUGAUGGCGGAGGAGGAACUACGUGGAGGGUUACAGUGUUAUGUGGUGAAUUGAGAAAUAUGUACCAGCUACUGUCAAAUGUAAACCAUUAAUUCCCCCAAUAAAGAAAAAUGAAAGAU
This is a messenger RNA of Erinaceus europaeus (western European hedgehog), 2894 nucleotides long. It is a transcript of the gene BID, whose product is annotated as BH3 interacting domain death agonist. The record is from RefSeq and is a predicted model, not a curated record. Bases 164 to 859 code for a protein of 231 amino acids. The transcript has 6 exons. NCBI's taxonomy places the organism in Eukaryota, Metazoa, Chordata, Mammalia, Eulipotyphla, Erinaceidae. Gene Ontology annotation, cellular component: cytoplasm; cytosol; mitochondrion. Gene Ontology annotation, biological process: positive regulation of extrinsic apoptotic signaling pathway; apoptotic mitochondrial changes; positive regulation of intrinsic apoptotic signaling pathway.